GACUGUUUGUUGAUGCGCAUGCGCGGGAAAGGGCGCCGGAAUUUGAACAAGAGGAGCGGCGGUUGAUGUGCGCGAACAACAUUGUACUUAAAGUGAUAUAAAAACAUGUCAUCUCUUUGCACUGUGGAGUCGAUGUUGCGCAGCCCUUUGAAGCGCUUGAGGCAGCCUUCCACAGACAAUGAAGGAAAUGAGGGAGCAUCGUCUCUAGAUUCUCUAAAUAGUCAAAAGCCUUUGUCCUUGGAUGAAGAGAUGGAAAACAUUAAUCCUGUGGAAUCUCAUAUGUCAUCAAAGUUUAGAAACCUUGAGCAUGAAGUCAAGCCAGACACUCCCAUGGUUCCCUCGGUGAAAUCACGGCUUCGAAGACUAGCUGAACAGAAGAAAGAAUUGUGUUCUGAUGAUCUUCUCUCCAAUGCACGGUUACCUUCAGACACAAAAUAUGGAAUGGCUUCUCCAGCAGAAAUGAUCAACGCCUGGAAGAAUGAUCUCAUCAGACCAGCUAUUAAGAAGGCCAGAAAAGAGACUAAAGAUCAAACCGUCGUGCCUUCUAUGGAUGUGAAAACUUCAUUAAUCUCAAGUAGCAUUGUUGUGCAAGCAGUUCGAGACAAAUUUGAAGAGAUGAAUCAUGAGAAACAGAACCAAGGACAAAUGGGAAACUUCCUCAGCCCUGAAGUAACUCCAAAUACCAAAGCCAUUCAGGCAAUGCUGUUUCAGAACUCUACUCCCAGUGCCUCUCAUGUUAUUCGGAUAAAAAGGGAGCGCGAGCGGGAGCUAGCAAUGCUUCGGGGCAAGACUGAGGGGAAGAAUCCUUGGGUAAAAAAGAAAACAUCCAGGACCUGCACAGGAAGUGAGGAAACUCUUGAGGAGAUUACAGUACAACAGACAGAGAUGAAAGAAGGCAAAGAAUCGCAAAUGGACAUGUUUCCUGGCAAUUAUACCACUUUGGGGUUUAAGUUCACUCCAAAUGAUGAGGAAAUCCUACAUAUUACUGAAGACAUAGGUGACGGCAAGGGAAAAGAACCCAUGGAUUGGUCUACUCCCCUAAAGAAGGUCACCUUUGCAUUAGAGCCACAAACUAUUCCAUCGUCAGAAUAUAUAGAAACUGACAGUGAUGAAAAGUGCAUCUCUGAGAUUGAAUUGGAAUCGUCCUCUCAGGAAGAGCUAAAUAACUCUGAAAUAAUUGAUGAGCUGUUUAAAGACGUGCUUGACAUGGAUGAUGUAAAGGAAGAAAUAGAACAUGAACCUGAGGCUGAAGACCACAUGGUGGUAGAGUUGGAUAAACCUGAAACUGAGGAGCAAAGUGAUGAGGCAAAAUCUGAAAAUGAGGUAAAAGAAAAAAAAGAUGAGCUGACUCUUCCCAGAAUAGCUGUGGUGUCUCCACUUGCCAAAUCAAUCAAAUUAGAUGCCAUGGCUCCUUUGGCCACGGUACUGACAUCAUUGAACAACAGUCUAACGGAAUCCAGUCCCUCCAUCUAUUCCUCUUUCAAGAUGGAGAAUACUGGGCAGAAUCAAAAUCAAACUGGAAAUCUUUCACCAGCAGUGGAUGGUACACCAUUCUACAGUAUUGAUUUGUACAGAACUCAACGUCGCAGUGCUCGACAGCAAGAAAGGAAAAACAAGGAAAUCAGCAAGACAAAUACCCAAGGAGGAGCAGAAGGUUCUGUUUUUGAAACAAAGCAAGUCACUACGAAAGAGAAAAUAAAGAUACUUAACGAUGAAAUUAAGAGACUGCACAACAUCAUGCAUCAGGCGAGCCAGGCACUAAAUUGUUGUACAGACAAAGAACACGGCAAAGGCUCAUGGGAAGAAGCAGAAGCAGAGCGUCACCUUCUUAUUGCUUCUGAGAAACGUGUUGCAUUACUAACUGAGCUGAGUAGGCUGAAAGGAGAAGGUUAUGCGGGAUCCCGAGGUGAAGCAGCCCAGUUGACAAAUGGGCUUGAGCCCUGCUAUGGCGAUGUCUGCAUCUCUAAUCUUCACCUGCCUCUGAAAGCUGAAUUUGUGUCUCAAGCAUUAUGUAAAGAAGGAAAGCCCACGCAUUAUUUCUUGCUGAUGAUCAAAUAUGGUCCACACAAUAUUAUAGCAACUCCACUAGCAACAGCAAAGGAUGCUCACCAGAGUGAUACCAUUAUUUUCCCAACCAUCAUUACACUGAGUGAUAUUCAUUACAAGUUUGAAAUUGAUGUGGAGGUGUACAGCUUGGCUCAGUCUUUAAAUGUAACCACUGCUGAGAAGCGAAGAUUGUCAAGAUCCAAGGCUUUAACACCUAAAAAGCUCCUGACGUCAAUAACUAAAACAAACUUACAGUCGCCUGGUGCUAGUCCUGUUCUUGGCAGUUCGAUACGUGCCAGUAGGUUUGUACUGGUUGGGUCUCACACAAUCACUCUGGCAUCUCUGGGCAAAGACAAGUUUGCACUGGACAAAAUGAAGCUUGAUGGAAAAGUCAGGCAACUGCUUGGAGAUGAGUUUCAGGAAAAGGUCCCAUUCCUAUCUCCCCUUGAAGGUGCCGUAUAUUUGAAACUGCAGUGCCAUUUUCACUCCACCAUUGAGUAUUCGGGAUUCCUGACUAUAUUUGAGGAUGUGAGUGGGUUUGGUGCAUGGCAUCGCCGGUGGUUUGUGUUGUCUGGCAACACACUUUCCUAUUGGACUUACCCCAAUGAAGAGAAACACACGAAACCUAUUGGGUGCAUUAACUUGGCCAACUGUACCACAGACAAGAUUGAACCUGCCAGUCGUGAGUUCUGUUCCAGGCGUAAAACCUUGGAGCUGAUCACAGCAUCGCCUCUGUCUAAAGAUGAUCAUGAAACACUAAUUGUACAGUGUCGAGACAAAUUCUGCUUUACCAAACACUGGCUGUCAGCUGACACGAAAGAAGAGAGGAAUUUGUGGAUGGAGAAACUUAACCAAGUCCUGAUCAACCUCAGGACAUGGCAGCAGAUACCACACUUGGCAUGCAGGGAUGGAAUCUGAAAAUGAGAUUAUUCAUCCUCUACCACAGCCAUCCUCACUACUGUACUAUUCCAUUCCACUACAAAUGGUACAAGGGACGUGGCUGCAUUUGAUAUUUAAGUGCUUUGCAAGUAGUUGACUACAUAUCCAACCAGUUAUAUAAUUGCUGCUAAAAAUUAUUAAAUUAAAUUUAAUCCAAAGAACGUUUUUAAAAAAAAAUGGUAUUUCCGGAACUCUUCCUUGUUGGUAUCUUUUGGAUUCCUGCCCCGGUAUAUUGAAAAGCUUGGAAUUUUUUAUGUGUGAAACACCAUCCUAACCUGUGAAAUUCCAGGUUAUUUUAAGAGGUCAGAGCUAGUUUCCCAAUAUGAUAUACAAGGAAUGCCAAAUCAGACACGCUUAAAUAUGGCAGCACCAUUGACUACUUCAUGGGAGUGUUAAGGGGUCUCCGAUUUGCUCAAUAUAAGCCUGAAUCGCUUCAGCAAAUUGUCAGCAUAAGAAUAUUGGACAGAUUUUGACUAAGAUGGCAAUUCCACGGCUGACUAGUCUAAUUUACAAAUGAGGGGAUAGAUAAGUAUAUCCAUUUUUGACCAGUCUUAUGGAGACUAGUUGUUUCUGCAAAUCUUGAAAUUUGAGCAGGGACUGGCUUGUAAUAAUUGGGGAGGUGGGAGGGGGAGAGAAUAGUUCAGAAAUCACUAUUUAAUCAAGGCCAGAAUUUCCUUGCAAGAUUAACUCUUUGGCAAGAUGACAAAUGAUUAACUUUGCACAUGUAUGUCAAUCUAUUAUUUCUAUCUUCUAUCCUAUAUCUACAUCUUAUUUGUCCUAAUGUAUUAACUUUUCUGUAUACAUGUCAUUAAAAUAAAUAAAUAUUUAAACGUG
Messenger RNA from Amblyraja radiata (thorny skate), 3819 nucleotides. Its product is annotated as anillin-like. Gene Ontology annotation, biological process: mitotic cytokinesis; septin ring organization; actomyosin contractile ring assembly. The coding region runs from base 106 to 2964 and encodes 952 amino acids. The transcript has 25 exons. NCBI's taxonomy places the organism in Eukaryota, Metazoa, Chordata, Chondrichthyes, Rajiformes, Rajidae. Gene Ontology annotation, cellular component: actomyosin contractile ring. The record is from RefSeq and is a predicted model, not a curated record.